Anopheles merus is the source of this 1023-nucleotide messenger RNA. RefSeq names its product putative tripartite motif-containing protein 75. Lineage: Eukaryota; Metazoa; Arthropoda; Insecta; Diptera; Culicidae. Bases 136 to 567 code for a protein of 143 amino acids. Gene Ontology annotation, molecular function: metal ion binding. The transcript is spliced from 2 exons. The record is from RefSeq and is a predicted model, not a curated record.
ACAACAGCUCGUUUUGCCGCCAGUCGCCGCAUAUUGGUAAAGUCGUAAAAUCAACCGCAAGCCAACAAAGAGCAAAAGACUACAGUUUGUAUCGAUAUUGUUAACAACAGCAGUUUACGUGUUCAGAUAAUCGAGAUGAAGCCCAACAAGCGACUCAAUAGAAGCAAAUCGAUCGAUUCGACUGUUUCCACGGGUUCUUCAUCGGCAUCACUUUCCUCCCUGCACAAGUACAACCUGCGAAGCAAAGGUCCUCCGCGGUAUGUACAAUUUUCGGACUCCGAAUGUCCCAUCUGCCUGGAAGAUUACAGUGCACCGGUGAUCGUAAACUGUGGCCAUUCGUUCUGCAGUGUCUGCAUCCAAGAGUGCAUCAAGAUGGCUGGUCUCGCCCUUUGCCCGAUCUGCAAAGAACAACUAGUGAAAAGCUUGUUCAUCUACGAUACGGAAUACACGCGACAUAUUGCCCCGGGGAAAGCGGUACAAUACAGCAGCAGUAUAACUGUGGCGUCGAAUACAAAACCCACCGGCUCUUCCAGCCUCCAGAAGGUAGCCAGGCGUACGGUUGUGUAAGAUAAAGCAGGGUGUAGUGCAAAAGGGUUCUGUUGAAAUGUUGCUUCCCUCUUGCUAAACCACCCGCAGCAUUGUUGUUCUGAUGUACAUAUAUAUAUCAUAGCUAUAUUGUUUCAGUUCAUAUAUAUACACACUCACUCAAAUGAUUUGAUUGUUUGUCAUGGUCGUGUGAUAGCAUUUAUUUCCCGGUGUGAUUCCAGCGGUGUUUAAACAUUCAUACAAUUUAAGGAGCUAGUUGCAUUGUAAAUUAGUGUAAGUGUUCAGGAAUGGAGCUAAUGCGCUCGAAUCUUCAAACCCAUCUCGAGUACUGUUGUAAGUGAGAGAGAGAGAGAGAGAGUAACAACACCAGAUGAUAUACUUUGAAUUACGAACAGAUUUCAUUGCUUCGUAAGUUCGUCGUUAUGCUAAGGAAUUAAAGGUACAAUACUCGUCAUCAGCACGAAUGUUACAAUAAAA